AAGGCUGAAACAGAAAAGCAAAGUCCCCCUCAUGGAGAAGCAAAGCCUGGUUCAAGCACUCUUCCACCUGUGAAAUCAAAGACAAGCUUCAUUGAAGCAGACAAGUACUUCCUACCGUUUGAAUUGGCAUGCCAGUCGAAGUGCCCCAGGAUUGUCAGUACAUCUCUAGAUUGUUUACAGAAACUUAUAGCAUAUGGGCACUUGACAGGGAAUGCUCCAGACAGUACAGCUCCAGGCAAAAAAUUAAUUGAUAGAAUUAUUGAGACAAUAUGUGGCUGUUUUCAAGGCCCUCAAACAGACGAAGGGGUUCAGCUACAAAUAAUAAAGGCUUUGCUCACUGCAGUAACAUCUCAACACAUAGAAAUCCACGAAGGAACAGUGCUACAGGCUGUAAGAACAUGUUACAAUAUCUAUCUAGCAAGCAAAAAUCUCAUAAAUCAAACUACAGCCAAGGCUACUCUAACACAAAUGCUGAAUGUCAUUUUUGCACGUAUGGAAAAUCAAGCACUUCAGGAAGCCAAGCAGAUGGAAAAGGAAAGACACAGACAGCAACACCAUCUACAGCAGUCCCCAGUCAGCCACCAUGAGCCUGAGUCACCUCAAUUGAGACAUAUUCCAACGCAGAUUGAUCAGCUGUCCAAAGAACAAGAGAGAGAGCUUGACCACAGCACAAAUUAUGUGGACAAGAAUCUUCAAGAAGAUAUAGAGGCAGAAAAUGGAUCUGAUAUUUCUAGUGCUGAAAAUGAACAGACAGAAGCUGACCAAGCCACAGCAGCAGAAAAUCUUUCUAAAGCUGAUGGAGAAACAUAUGAUGGUGAAAGCAAUGAGUGUGAAGAGAAGGCGCAAGAAAUUGUAGAAAAUAUUGUGCAGGAAAUGGUGAACAUAGUAGUUGGAGAUGUGGAAGGGACUGCUGAAAGUGCAGGUGGUGAUGGCACAAUUGUAACAUUAGAGGAUGGCAGUGACAGUGAGAACAUUCAGGCAAAUGGAAUUCCAGGGACUCCAAUUUCUGUUGCUUAUACACCAUCUUUACCUGAUGACAGAUUAUCUGUCUCUUCCAACGAUACUCAGGAAUCUGGAAAUUCUUCAGGACCUACUCCUGGUGCUAAGUUUUCCCACAUUUUACAAAAGGAUGCCUUCCUUGUAUUCAGGUCACUGUGUAAACUCUCUAUGAAGCCCCUGUCAGAUGGACCACCAGAUCCAAAAUCUCAUGAACUGCGAUCAAAGAUUCUUUCAUUGCAGUUGCUUCUGUCCAUUCUGCAAAAUGCAGGACCUGUCUUCAGGACAAAUGAGAUGUUUAUUAAUGCUAUUAAGCAGUACCUUUGUGUUGCACUGUCAAAAAAUGGAGUUUCAUCAGUUCCAGAAGUUUUUGAACUUUCACUUUCCAUAUUUCUUACCCUCCUCUCAAACUUUAAGACUCAUCUAAAAAUGCAAAUUGAGGUUUUCUUCAAAGAAAUUUUCCUGUAUAUCUUGGAAACUUCUACUAGCUCAUUUGAUCAUAAAUGGAUGGUUAUACAAACACUGACAAGGAUAUGUGCAGAUGCCCAGAGCGUAGUGGACAUCUACGUGAACUAUGAUUGUGAUUUAAACGCAGCAAAUAUAUUUGAAAGGCUUGUUAAUGACCUAUCAAAGAUUGCUCAAGGAAGGGGUAGCCAAGAACUUGGCAUGUCCAAUGUUCAGGAAUUAAGUUUGAGAAAAAAAGGAUUGGAAUGCUUAGUUUCAAUCUUGAAGUGCAUGGUGGAGUGGAGUAAGGAUCAAUAUGUAAAUCCAAAUUCUCAGACAACACUUGGCCAAGAAAAACCCACAGAACAGGAGAGCAAUGAAACCAAGCAUCCUGAGACAAUUAACAGAUAUGGAAGUUUAAAUUCCUUGGAUUCUACUGCUUCAUCAGGAAUUGGCAGUUACAGCACACAGAUGUCUGGCACUGACAACCCAGAGCAGUUUGAGGUCCUAAAGCAACAAAAGGAAAUAAUAGAACAAGGAAUUGACUUAUUCAAUAAGAAGCCAAAGAGGGGGAUUCAGUACCUGCAAGAACAAGGAAUGCUUGGCACUACCCCUGAAGAUAUUGCUCAGUUCCUGCAUCAAGAGGAAAGAUUAGAUUCAACUCAGGUUGGGGAGUUCCUGGGAGACAAUGAUAAAUUUAACAAAGAAGUCAUGUAUGCAUAUGUAGACCAACAUGACUUUUCUGGAAAGGAUUUUGUUUCUGCUCUGCGCAUGUUUCUAGAGGGAUUUCGUCUUCCAGGAGAGGCUCAAAAAAUUGAUCGCCUCAUGGAGAAAUUUGCUGCUAGAUAUUUAGAAUGUAACCAAGGGCAAACUCUUUUUGCUAGUGCAGAUACUGCAUAUGUUUUAGCUUACUCGAUUAUCAUGUUGACAACAGAUCUUCACAGUCCACAGGUCAAGAAUAAAAUGACAAAAGAACAGUAUAUUAAAAUGAAUAGAGGUAUCAAUGACAGUAAAGAUCUCCCUGAAGAAUAUUUGUCUGCUAUCUAUAAUGAAAUAGCUGGAAAGAAGAUUUCAAUGAAGGAAACAAAAGAGUUAACAAUACCCACAAAAUCCAGUAAACAAAGUGUUGCUAGUGAAAAGCAGAGAAGACUCCUAUAUAAUUUGGAAAUGGAACAAAUGGCUAAAACAGCUAAAGCCCUUAUGGAGGCAGUGAGCCACGUUCAGGCACCUUUUACUAGUGCAACACACCUGGAGCAUGUGAGACCCAUGUUUAAG
Molecule: messenger RNA, 2715 nt
Organism: Antrostomus carolinensis (chuck-will's-widow)
Lineage: Eukaryota; Metazoa; Chordata; Aves; Caprimulgiformes; Caprimulgidae
Product: brefeldin A-inhibited guanine nucleotide-exchange protein 1-like
Exons: 18
Biological process (GO): regulation of ARF protein signal transduction
Molecular function (GO): guanyl-nucleotide exchange factor activity
Source: RefSeq, a predicted model, not a curated record